UACUUUCUUACUUUUGUGCAUCGGUAGAAUGUCAACGGUGAAAAUAUUUGUUGCAAAACCACUUUUGAUUAUCUGACAACAUUUUCAAUCAAGCUCCGACCACGCAUACCUUGCUGAUCUGAAGACACAUAAAAUGCUGGAUCCGACAAUAAAACUAUAAACUAAGUUUCAAGAGCAUAAUGGCAGAUUUCUAAAAGUCAUUCCCCUUUCCUUGUCUCUGUCCUUGACAAAGGUUAACAUGUUUCACCCACGGGUCCACGCAAGAAUAUAAAUUGAAGAGUCUUUUCCUCAACUAAAUCCAUUGGCACUUUUCUACUGUCGUCGGCCUGGAGAAUCGUCUCAACAAAUUAUUCAGAAUGCAUAUGCAGUUUUGUUUGUCAUUGCUUCUCAUUUCGUCCUCAUUUGCUAAAAUUGAGUACCCUCAAGUGAGACGGGAUGAUUCUGUGGUCGAUUCGUACUAUGGAGUCCAAAUAAAAGAUCCAUAUCGGUGGCUAGAAAAUCCAGAUUCGGAGGAGGUCAAAAAAUUUGUCCAUAGUCAAAACGAGGUAACGAGAAGCUACGUUGACCAACCCAUUCGAUCAGAAAUUCUCAAGACUUUGACGACUGCAUAUGACUACACGAGAUAUAAAGUCCCAGAGAAGCAUGGAUCAAGCUACUAUUUCUAUAAAAAUACGGGGACACAAAAUCAAGACGUGUUUUAUGUGCAAGAUUCUUUAACUUCUGAACCUCGUGUAUUCUUUGAUCCCAACGCUUUAUCUGAGGAUGGGACCGUCUCCGUGUACGAUUUUAGCUUUUCUGACAAUGGAGAACUCGUCGCAUAUGGGCUGAGUCACAAGGGCAGCGACUGGGUGACAAUACGUGUUCGAAAUGUCUCAACUGGGGUCGAUUUUCCUGAAGUUUUGGAGCAAGUCAAGUUCAGCAAUUUUGAGUGGACACAUGACAAUCAGGGCUUCUUUUAUGCGAGAUUCCCACCUACAUCUGCUAAGAAAGGUCGAACCGAUGGGACGGAAACUGACAAAGUGUCCAAUCAAAAGAUCUACUACCACCGAGUGUCAUCCGACCAGACGAAAGAUGUAUUGGUUGCCGAGUUUCCAGAACAUCCAAGCUGGCUUCUUGGACAUUUGACAGUAACACGAGAAGGAAAUUAUUUGUUGGUUUUCCCCUCAGAAGGAGCAUCCGGUGAAAUUCUGGUUUACUAUGCAAACUUGGUGGAACCUUUGAAAUCUGGAAUUAGAUCAAAGCUGACCCUUAUUCCAGUAGUUUCCAAGUUUGAGUCACAGUAUGAAUACGUGACCAAUGACGAGUCUAUCGUCUACUUUGUAACUAAUAAGGGAGCACCAAAUUACAGACUUGUUGGUGUCGAUCUAAACAAUCCAGAAGAGAAAUAUUGGUCAACCGUGGUUCCUGAAAAUUCCAAUCGAGUUCUCCAGUGGGCCUUCCCAAUCAAUCAGGACAAGUUGGUUUUGGGAUAUCUCGAAGAUGUCAAGAGCAAGUUAGAGCUGAGGUUUCUCGGAAAUGGAUCUUUUAUUCAAAACUUUGACGAAUUUUCCAUUGGAACCAUCAACUCGUACUCUGGACGGCGAGACCAUGAUGAAUUCUUUUUCAACUUUGUAUCUUUCUUGACACCGGGGCGAGUGUUCCGUGUUGAUUUAAGUAAAGGGCAGGUGCCCUACAGAGCUGAGGUGCAUACGGAGGUUGUGGCUCCUGGGUUGGAUGAAACUAAGUUUGUAACGAAUCAAGUCUUCUUCUCCAGCAAAGAUGGAACGAAAGUGCCAAUGUUCAUCAUUCAUAGAAAGGAUUAUGUUCCGCAAAAGAACUCUCCCACGUACAUUUACGCGUAUGGUGGCUUCAACAUCAACAUCCUACCGUCUUUCAACCCAGAGAGGGUCGCCUUUGUUCAGCAUUUUGAUGGGGUAUACGCCAUCCCUAAUAUUCGAGGAGGAGGAGAGUAUGGCGAAACAUGGCAUCAAGGAGGUCGCCUCCUGAAUAAGCAAAAUUCAUUUGACGACUUCCAAGCGGCUGCUGAAUAUUUGAUUUCGCACAAUUACACUGUUCCAUCAAAAAUUGUGAUUAAUGGUGGAUCGAAUGGAGGCUUCCUAAUUGGAGCGUGUGUUAAUCAGCGCCCUGAGCUGUAUGCAGCAGGAAUUGCUCAAGUGGGGGUCCUUGAUUUACUGCGGUACCAAAAGUUCACAAUUGGGUAUGCGUGGUGCUCCGAGUACGGUUGUUCUGAUGAUGGGAACCAAACGCACUUUGACAACCUUUACAAACUUUCUCCACUUCACAACGUGAGAUUUCCCCAAAAUGAAAAUGUUCAAUAUCCGUCCGUUCUUCUGAUGACUGGCGAUCACGAUGAUCGAGUGGUUCCACUUCAUUCCUACAAGCUUGCGGCUGAAUUACAAUACACAAUUGGAAGGUCCAGCAGACAGACAAACCCACUACUGCUCAAGGUUACCACUAGUGUUGGUCACGGCAGUGGAAAACCUACCAAAGUCAAGAUUGCCGAAUUUGCCGAUAUUUUCACUUUCCUGGUACAAGCCCUGGGAUUCACAUUCACUCCGUAGUUUAAAGAAUCAUUUUGGAUCACGGUGGUUUGCAGUACUCUGAAAAUUCAUAGUUUGAUGAACAAAUAAAAUACAAAUUUUAUUUAUUUAUUACCCAUUGUGACCCCAUUCAUCGCAACUAAAUAAACAUAACCUUGAACCUACAA
Molecule: messenger RNA, 2707 nt
Organism: Folsomia candida
Lineage: Eukaryota; Metazoa; Arthropoda; Collembola; Entomobryomorpha; Isotomidae
Product: prolyl endopeptidase
Exons: 16
Coding region: 357-2561 (734 amino acids)
Biological process (GO): proteolysis
Cellular component (GO): cytosol
Molecular function (GO): serine-type endopeptidase activity; oligopeptidase activity
Source: RefSeq, a predicted model, not a curated record